AUGGCUUAUCAAGCGAUUCCGGGCCCUAGCUCGGGAUCGAGUUCAAGCUCAGGUUUUCAGUACAUGAAUUCUCCGUUUGGAGAUACAACUUAUACUAAAGUCUUUGUUGGGGGGCUUGCUUGGGAGACGCAAAGCGAGACCAUGCGUCGCUAUUUCGAGCACUUUGGUGAUAUUCUUGAGGCUGUUGUCAUCACUGAUAAGAACACUGGCCGAUCAAAAGGCUAUGGAUUUGUAACUUUCCGAGAACCAGAAGCCGCUAGGAGGGCCUGUGCUGAUCCUACUCCGAUUAUCGAUGGUAGACGGGCUAAUUGUAAUUUGGCUUCACUUGGGAGACCUCGGCCACCUCUUCCAUAUGGACGUCUGAGACCGGCUGCCCCAUACGUUGCAAUUUCUUAUGGCUACCAACAAGGCUUGAUGUAUCAUCCAUAUAGUUAUGCGGCAUAUGGACCUGAAUACGUUUAUCAACAGGGUGUUUACAACCCUUAUGCUGCUGGCCAGCAGUACCUUCAGAUAUAUGGAGUUCCUGGAACAGUUAACACAGGCAUGUAUCCUUAUGGGCAGUUGGGUCAGAAUGUUCCUGGGGGUCAUGGUUAUACAACAAUGCAAGGAUAUGCUGUGCCAGGUCAUCAGAUUGUGCAGUUUGGUGGACCAAGUGUCAAUGCGAUAACAACUUCGCCUAUGCCAUCAAUUCAAGCACCAUAUCCUACAGGUAUAGCUGCAGCUGUUCCAGCACAACCACAGUUUAUUGUUCCUGCUCCUUCUCCUCAGUACAUCCAAGGCAGCGGUUCUGACCAGACCACUGGGUCAUACAUAGUCAUGCUCACCAGAGAAGUCAAGAGGGGUCUGAGUCGCUCCGAAUGGGUGGAGAAGGGAUGCGGAAUAUUCUUCCUUUACCUAGUGUAUAAAAAACUCUUUUAUGGUGCUGCCCGAGCUCACGACGAGUAA
Dovyalis caffra is the source of this 945-nucleotide messenger RNA. NCBI's taxonomy places the organism in Eukaryota, Viridiplantae, Streptophyta, Magnoliopsida, Malpighiales, Salicaceae. The record is from the annotation of a GenBank genome assembly.